Ochlerotatus camptorhynchus is the source of this 1986-nucleotide messenger RNA. RefSeq lists its product as uncharacterized. The transcript has 4 exons. NCBI's taxonomy places the organism in Eukaryota, Metazoa, Arthropoda, Insecta, Diptera, Culicidae. The record is from RefSeq and is a predicted model, not a curated record. The coding region runs from base 304 to 1860 and encodes 518 amino acids.
AUUCAGUGCUGCGCUAGAUCUUGAUCGGUUCGAAUCGGUUUGUUUUCCAGUGGUGAGGAGGACGUACAGUCGUGAGAGUGAAUUCAAUCUUCCGGGGAUUUGCCCUCGUCAUCAAAGAGCUCGAAAGCAGAAGGGCUUUUGAGGGCGUGACACCAAAAGGGAAAAGAUGCUCCCUUGAUUAAUCUAAAAUAAGAGUGAGCAAACAUUGAGUGAAUUUAGUUCAGGAAAAAUACUCUAACAGCGAAUCGAUUAACACGUUUAGCCAGUUCCUAAGAACGUGACCUACUUAAGAAAAGAAAAAAGAUGAUGAAGAUUAACGGUAAAUACCUGUGCGUGAUAUCGUUGGUGAUAUUUUCGAUUAGUGGCAGUGCUUAUACGACGCAGCGAUCGAACCUGAGGGAUGAUGAGGGCAGCCCGUUCCUGGAUAUGGCCUCGGAAUUCCUGCAGUCGCUUGGAAAUCAAAAUGGAGGAGGCGGUGGUGGUGGUAGUGGUGGGGGCAAUGCGGCAGCUGGACUGUCCGGAAUCGCUUCCAUGCUGUUGCCAUUGAUGGCCAAUGCCAACGCCGGAGGAUCGGGGAAAUCGAACAACGAUGGUGUUGGAGCGAUACUUUCCGGGAUCGGGAGCCUGCUGGCCGGUGCCAAUGGUGGUAAUGCCGGUGGAGGUGGUGGAUUUGAUCCCGCUCUCAUUGGCAACGUGAUUCAGAUGUUUGCUGGAGCAAACGAGGAACAGCAACCGCAAAAACGAUCGAACAAACGCCAGAAGCGUCAGCAGAGGAGCGAUGAGGGCAACCCUCUUCUGGAUACGGUCCUGAACGUUGCUCAAACGUGGUUAGCCAGUCAGAACAGUGUAGAUCCUGAUGAGGAUCAGGGACCCCAACAUCCGGGAAUCAAUGGUGACACGAUUGCCAACCUGCUGCCUCUGGCCGUUCAGGCGUUCCAAUCGUUCUCCGGACCGGAAAUGGAGAAGACCCAAGAGAAACACAAGGAUCACUCGUGGGUUCUUCCGCCGUUCCUGGAGCACAUCCACGUCAUGUGGGAUCAGUUCACGCAGUCGGACCUGGCCGAAGCUCUCUGGGCCAAGACCGGUCUCGAUACGGUGUUCAAGGGAUUUGUGGGCCGCGAUGGAAAGCUGGACUACGACAGGCUGUUCGAUACGCUGCAGAAUCAGUCCUUCCGGAGGAGGUGGAUUAAGGCCGCUACCAUCUACCUGGCCGAAUGGGCCAACUACAUUGCCAACCCGGAGGUCUACCAGAGAUACGUCGCCACCGGACAGAUGAUGGUCAACGGUUUCCUCCAGUCACAGAACUAUCCCAAGCAGGCCCUGCUGGACAUCAACCGGCCCAGCGAAAGUAUCUCCAACCUGAUCGACCACAUCGCCAAGAAACACCUGCAGGUCAAGAUCACCUCGGUGACCUACGUCAAACCGGCCGUCAACUACGUGAAGGAUCUGCUGAAACUGGGCAAAGCCAAACAAUUCCUCCAGCAGUACAACGUCACCGAAAUGACUGACAAGCUGACCGAUACGUUCAACCUGGAGGUAAUUGAACCGGUGCUGAAAGUUCAUCGCGCUUACCGGCAAGCAAUCCAGACGCCCCACUGUGAUAAGUACAUUCUGUGCGAAAUCAAUUCGCAUGAUCCGAACGAAAAGCGUGCAUUGGGAGGCUUCAAACAGGGCGUGACCCGGUUCGGCAGUAUGGCAGCCUCUUGGUUCAUCAGUCAGGAAACCGGAACGCCUUUCUGGACGCUGUUUGCCAUCAUCAACGAUCCGCACAACUGUCAGGUUAAGCAUCCGGUCGACUGCACGGAAUUCCACGAGAACGAACACAAGGUGACCACAGAGUAUCCGCACAAUGAGCUGUAGAAAAACGGAAGGGUAUUUUUUCAGAGUUGUUCAUAAAAAAAAAUGUGAUUGUUACAAGAAAAAGGCAGAAAAUCGGGCGAUCUCGCGGGAGUUGCAAGCAACGAUCGAACACGAAAAGUAAGAUAA